Candidula unifasciata is the source of this 381-nucleotide messenger RNA. The record is from the annotation of a GenBank genome assembly. NCBI's taxonomy places the organism in Eukaryota, Metazoa, Mollusca, Gastropoda, Stylommatophora, Geomitridae.
AUGAAUACUAUUAGGGGUUAUUUCACAAUGAAGACUGUUAGGGGUUAUUUCACAAUGAAUACUAUUAGGGGUUAUUUCACAAUGAAGACUGUUAGGGGUUAUUUCACAAUGAAGACUGUUAGGGGUUAUUUCACAGUGAAGACUGUUAGGGGUUAUUUUACAAUGAAUACUAUUAGGGGUUAUUUCACAAUGAAGACUGUUAGGGGUUAUUUCACAAUGAAGACUGUUAGGGGUUAUUUCACAAUGAAGACUGUUAGGGGUUAUUUCACAGUGAAGACUGUUAGGGGUUAUUUCACAAUGAAGACUGUUAGGGGUUAUUUUACAAUGAAGACUGUUAGGGGUUAUUUCACAAUGGAGACUGUUAGGGUUAUUUCACAGUGA